AGCCGCGGCUCUGCUCCAACACCCAUCGGCUGCCGAGCUCGAGCAACGCUCCAGCCCAGCAGACUCGUUGCCUGAGGAAGAAGAGAGAAAAUAACAGAGAGAUGCGAUUCUACACGGGAGACGAAGCCGGGCUCGUCAAAGCCGUCCACUUCGUAGCACCAAAGGCCGAGGCAAAGCCUGUCUCUACCAAGGGCAAGCCCAAGCACGACAAACUCGACAAGGACAAUGAUCAGCCCGAGCAGCGGCCCGUGGUCCAAGCUUGGGGAUCUGUGGACAAGAUCAUGGGUAUUCAGAUGAUGGCUUGGGCAAGCGAUAAGCAGAUCGUCGUUGCCCGCAACUCUGGGCAGAUUCAGUAUAUCUCGACCCAAACCGGAUCCGUGGUUCGGGAAUAUAUGCACAUUCAUCACCCGGCGGAUGCAACCAACGUGGGCAUCAGCCCGUCUCUGUCCAAGUUGGAGCACUUUGUCGGACUGCACGAAACGGAGGGAACCCUGAUCUCAUGCACAAGCCAUGGACGAGUGAUAUACGACCGUAUCUCAGAGAGCGAGACGGCGCUUCCAAGCCUGGCGGUAUCGCUUGGCCAGGAUCAGCUGUGCCGGAUGCGAGUCAGCGCAUCUCAACCCAACAUCUUUGUCACAGGAGGAAAGGAGCGAGAAAUCGCUAUUUGGGACAUCAACAGGGCAAAGGAGUCGGCCCUCCAGCCAAUCUGGAAAUCGAAAAAUGUCAAGAACGACUUUCUCGAUCUGCGAGUGCCGGUUUGGAACACGGACAUUCAAUGGUGUACUCCUUCCGAUACCACAAAGUUUGUCGUCGGCACCGGUCACCAUCAGAUUCGCCUCUAUGACACCAAGGCAGCCCGUCGUCCGGUGAUCAGCAAAGAAGUCGGCGAGCAUCCCGUGCGGGCUCUGGCACUGGCGGAGAACGGACAGGAAGUUAUCCUGUCGGAUACAACCGAUUUGAUGAUGAGCUUUGAUCUGCGGAUGCAAAAGGUCGUUGCCAGAUACAAGGGUCUGGACGGAUGCGUCACAAGCAACUACGCCUGUGGAAACGAAAAGUCGGUCGUCUCGGUCUCGAUGGAUCGCCACCUGAGAGUCCACGCACGGACUAGCAAGGCCAAUCUGCUCAAGAAAGUCUAUCUGACGCAGCGACUGAGCGCCGUGCUUGUAGAUGAGGAGUGGGUGGACGAAUCCUCCACAACAAAAUCAACUCGCGAUACCCAGAUCGGCGAAGGCCUAUCCCAUCGAGCGAAAGCUGCGGCCGUCGGAGAUGACGGCGACGACGAGGAUGAGGAUAUUUGGGAGCGAAUGAAACAGGUGGAUGAGGAAAACGAAUAUGACGCAGAGGCGCCUCGGCCCAAGAAGAGGAAGCUGCUGGAGAAGAAGGUGAAGCGAAAGACGGCCUUCAUCGUGGCGGAUAAGUGAAGGAGCUUAUGAAUACAUGGGGCCCUUGAGACGAAUUGACUCGAUAUCGAUCAGGCGGAUUUGCCUGCCACACUCUUUCUCCGAGAUCAUG
Molecule: messenger RNA, 1512 nt
Organism: Polychytrium aggregatum
Lineage: Eukaryota; Fungi; Chytridiomycota; Chytridiomycetes; Polychytriales
Product: WD40-repeat-containing domain protein
Exons: 7
Coding region: 102-1421 (439 amino acids)
Biological process (GO): ribosomal large subunit biogenesis
Cellular component (GO): nucleolus; preribosome, large subunit precursor
Molecular function (GO): protein binding
Source: RefSeq, a predicted model, not a curated record